Messenger RNA from Postia placenta MAD-698-R-SB12, 1308 nucleotides. RefSeq lists its product as hypothetical. The transcript has 2 exons. The coding region runs from base 1 to 1308 and encodes 435 amino acids. The record is from RefSeq and is a predicted model, not a curated record. NCBI's taxonomy places the organism in Eukaryota, Fungi, Basidiomycota, Agaricomycetes, Polyporales, Adustoporiaceae.
AUGUGCCCCAAUGGGUUCCCGGACCCUACCAUUUAUCACACCCUCACACAAGCAGACGUAGAUUGUGCUCGACGCGUCCAACCUAAGGCCACGGCUGCCCCGGUUGCAUCCGUGGCAUCGGUGGUGAGCAUCGAGAAUGUUACUUCUGACAAUGAGGGAAGGUCUGAUGACCAUGUUGUCACCGCACUGGUUGCCACAGUGCUGGGUCUCUCUGCAGAGCUGUUCUCCUUGUUCGAGUUUGAUGACCCCGUUCUCAGCGACGAUGGCGAGCUGGAGGAUGAGGAAGAGGUGAGCACUCUGCUUGCUCAUGUUCCGCACCACAUAAUAGCUGCCAUUCGUGUGGAUGCAGACACGCCCAAGGGCGAUUUAUGGGUGCCUCACCUUGUCUGGACCUGUGUUGUCCGGGGAGAUCUAGCUACGAUUCCAUUACAGGCCCUUAUUGACAAUGGGUCUCACGCAGUUCUGAUUCGUGAAGACUGCAUGGACAAAUUGGGUCUCUGUCAUUGUCAUCUGCCUCAUCCAGAAUGUGUUAAAUUGGCGAUGAAGAAUGAAGGCCAAAAGGUUGUUGUUGAGCUAGCUGAAUACAUUCAUUUGCAGUGUUCCGAUCCAUUGUUUGGCUGGCAGGCGCAUUCUGUUCAUGCAAUUAUCGCCCCUGGACUUUGUUUCCCCAUCAUUCUCGGUUUUCCUUUCCUUGUCCGUAAUGAGAUUGUCAUUGAUCACGCUGCCCAUUCUGUUGUAGCCAAAGCUUCCAUGUUUGAUCUCCUCCAUCCGCAGCUGCCGUCUCCCCCUGUAGUACCACGUCCCAGACUUCAAGAACAGAUAAAGUCCAUUGUUCACAAUCAUACAUCCAUGAUGACCGAACUGAAAGAUCAACUGUGGGACCAACAUGACUUUGUCAACAAAAAGGCUGAGCCAAUGCAUGACCUCGACAUUGUGGGGUUAGUGCGAGAGCAGGUUGAAGAGCUCACUGCACAAGAACAACUCACACAACUUGGUGAUGCACUGAAGGCGGAGUUCCGUGACGUGUUUGAGCCAAUUCCCCAUGCCAAUGACUUACCCUCAGACAUGUACUGCCGCAUCCAGCUGAAAGAUGCUAGUAAACGUAUCGCGACACGGUCAUAUAGUACACCGCAAAAGUACAAGGAAGCUUGGUCAACCCUGGUACAGGAACAUCUCACUGCAGGGCAGAUUUGGCCCUCAAAUUCUGAACACACAUCACCAGUGUUCCUCAUGCCGAAGGUGGACCCUACUGCCCUCCCGCAUUGGCAACACCAUCAUCGACUCGCACUCGCUGCCUCGGGUAGAUGA